Linepithema humile (Argentine ant) is the source of this 2720-nucleotide messenger RNA. It is a transcript of the gene Exo84, whose product is annotated as exocyst 84. Gene Ontology annotation, biological process: exocytosis; Golgi to plasma membrane transport; intracellular protein localization. The record is from RefSeq and is a predicted model, not a curated record. NCBI's taxonomy places the organism in Eukaryota, Metazoa, Arthropoda, Insecta, Hymenoptera, Formicidae. Gene Ontology annotation, cellular component: exocyst.
GAGGAAAUACCGAAAGAGGUUAGGUUAGGGAGGAGGUGUAUACUGGUGUGAACCAUGUCGAAUUAUUUGUGACAAGUGAAGGAAUUUGAUGAGAACGUAACAUGACAAAAGCAUAUAAUUCGUAUUGUUGAUAAUAAUAAGAUACUCUCUCGCAGUCAACAAUCUUUCACAAUGGCUGAUAAUAACUUAGCGAAGGUUUUCGCAAACGAGGACUUUAACCCGGAAAAAUUUGUCAAGGAACUCAGUGCACAGUGUGUGGGUGCCGAUGAAUUACGGCAACAGCGUGCAAGAAUACAAGAAUUAGCAAACAAUACGUCUGCUCAAUUGAAACGAAAUGUUUACCAAAACUAUAUGCAGUUUAUCGAGACUGCUAAGGAGAUCUCGCAUCUGGAAAGUGAGAUGUAUCAAUUGUCUCAACUUUUAAGCGAACAGCGGGCCUUGUUGAGCACACUAGGAUCCACCAGAACAGCGGGUGUUGUUUUCGAAGAGUUGUCUGAGUCUCAGCAAGAAAACUCCACUAAUUCUGUAUCCAAGGAAGAGGAACAGAAGCAGAAACUCAUUCAGCUAAUUGAAAAUGUAGAAGGCGCUCUGAGUUUAGCGGAGACUCCAGGACGCGUGUGUUUGCACGAAGGCUCUUUGCUUGAGUUAGAUCCACUCGAAGGAACACCGUUAAAGAGGAUUCACUCAUAUUUAUUCAAUGACGUUUUGAUGGUCGCUUCCUGGCUGGCAAACGGUGGCAGGCGUGGUCCGCCUAGGUACAAAAUGCAAGCAGUUUAUAAUUUAGAAAGUGUGGCGAUCGUCAAUGUGAGGGAUCACGGCACUGUGAAAUUGGCGUUUAAACUGCUAGCAUUUUCCGACACGAGGGUAUUCCAGUGCGCCACAGCGACAAGUAAAAAAGAGUGGCUGGACAAAUGUGAGCAAGCGAAAAGAGCGAAGCUGGCGGGAGAGAAUUCGACUGACUCGCCGGAUAACGAUAAGCAGCUGAAGGAGGACAAAGUAGCACCGUCUCGUUCGAUGUCUUUGGAUUCGAACACGUUAGGAAUGGAGGACGAUGAUGAUUCGGAGUAUCACGAACCGCCGCCGGAAUGGGUGCUAGAAGUAGCCGAGGAUCUGGAUUCCUGCAUAGCGCAACGCCACUUUGAGGAGGCUUACAGCUUACUGGAGAAAGCGAAGGCUUAUCUAAAGGACGCUCAACCGACACCGCUACUGACGGAGAUCCAAUCGAAGGUGAACGAGAGAGGUCGGUCGCUGGUCAACGUGCUGACCAAGGAACUGGAGUUGAGCGCGGAAGCGAAGUCGCUGCAAGGCGGCGGUUUGAGGAGUGCGCGACGCGCGGUCAAGCUUCUGAUACAGCUGAAUAGGAGCGCGCAAGCGUGCCAUUUGUAUCUACGAUUGUGCAGCGCGGUGCUGAAAGCGCGAUUGAAGAGGAUCAAGAAAGAGGGCACAACCGUUGCUUACGUGAAGCAGCUCAGCGCGAUCGCCUUUAGCAAUAUAGUGGAAAUAGCGAGGGAAUUCCUGAAAACCUUCCCCCAAUCUACAAAUUGCACUUCCGGCUUAGUUGUAUGGUGCAGCCAGGAAGUGAAACACUUGACGUCACACUUGGCUCAGCAGCUCUUUGUACCGCAAGUUACGCUAAGUACACUGGUAGAAUGCAUCGUUGCUGUUCGUAGUCACUGUGAUCAGUUAACUCAACUUGGCAUGGACUUUCGUUAUCAAUUAGACGGACAACUCAGAUCCCCGUUAGCUAAAGCGAUUCAAGACGCGGGAGAGAACUGCGCCGGCACGGUGAAACGCCAUGUGGCGGAAGACACAUGGCGACCGACUAAUCUGGAAACUAGUCAGAAUCUACAGAAGUUAUUAUCCGAGCUCGAUGAUUUCGGCAUCGGCUUACCACCGUCAUACGCGACGAACGACUGUUGGGUGCCGCUGACAUUUAAUACAUUAACUUUCUCCAAGAUCUAUGUCAGUCUGUUAGAAGAUUGCCUUAGCGUAGCCACGCCCGAGCUUAUGUCUACAAUUGAUAGCGUACUUGUGUCCGUGAUGCGGGUCGAAGUUCAACAUUUGAUUGUCUCGCUUACAGAUCCGAAGUUGAAGCAAGAGCGAAAAUUAGUACAAAAUAACGCAGCCUACGUGCGAGACGUUAUUAUCGCCCGGGGGCUGGAACUGUACAAAUCCACAACAAAUCAGAAGUUCACGAAGCUGCUUGUUCUAAAAGAGCAGAUCGUAUUCGAAUCUCUAUCGCCUACAAAGCCGAGACCAGCGCCGAGAACUUCAGUUCCUAAAUACUCCACCACGGAGUAUCUUUAACUGAGAUGAAGACGUCGUGUCGCUUGAUUUGUAGGCGAGGAAAACUGUUACAUGACAAAUGCUUACGCGUGUGCAUAUGUUGUGCGAGAUGAUGUAUUAUAUUUGUACAUACAAGACCGAGAGUCUUCGGUGUAGUAAAUACAACGUAUUAUAACGAAAUGGAAUAGAAGUGAACGGCAACACUUCUAACGCAGGUACACAUUAAUCGUAAUGCCAUCGUAGAACUUAUCUGUACCUCGUAGGAUACUUGAACAAACAAGUAAAUCAAGAAAUUUGAUAAAUCAGACUACCAUGCGACUUCCGUAACGGUGCGUAUAAUAAUGCAGUAAUUUGUAGUAAUGUUGUAACAUACCUAAUACGAUGUAUUAUUUACAGUUAAUUGGAUAUAGAUAAUUUAUGUACGCCUAUGAUUA